AUGUUGAUUGUGGUGGGUUCAUGUGCGUCACACCCACAAACGUGCUCCAAUAUUAUCGAGCAGUGCAUUGUGGGAUUUCAAAAUGGAGUCCCUGCAGCGGCUGACAGGCGCGAUGCCCUGUGUUAUGUAGCCGACACACUGCCGUUAGCUGGCGGAAUAUCCUCUUGUCUUCACGCCUUACACACUCCCGUGACAUUACACACUAUGGGGGUUUGGUGUAUCGCCAGAGGUGCGUUCACGUCCGCCGGUUGUCUCGGUGUUUACGCCGGGAAAUACACCGGUCGGCAUUUGUGCGUCACGUUCCUCUCCGGGGGUUCAGCUCCAGUCGGGACCCGUGUCAGGAGGUAUAGCCAGGAGCCAGGUCACGGGAGAGAUGUCCCCGGACGGUUCGUGUGCUACCACCUGCCUCACAGGACCUUGGUCAAGAUCCAGGGAGCAGACACAAGCCCGUUUCUUCAGGGGAUCAUAACCAAUGACAUGGAGCUGCUGGAGGAGCCGGGAACCACAGCCAUGUACUCACACAUGCUAAAUGUACAGGGAAGGACACUGUAUGACAUCAUAUUGUACAGUCUGAGAGAAGCUAAUGCAGGACCUGGUGUUUUCCUGGAGUGCGACCACACAAUUAAAGACUCGAUCUUGAGACAUUUGAAGAUGUACAAGAUCCGCAGAAAGGUCAACAUAAGCCCCUGUCCAGAGCUUUCUGUUUGGGCGGUGCUUCCCAAGCAGAAGAAUGCAGGUCAAGAGGCCAGUAAACCGGAGCUCUUGUCUCCAGACAAAGCUCUGGUAUGGGAGACUGAUCCUCGAACUCGGGAAAUGGGCUGUAGAUUGGUGUUGGACAGUCAAGUAGAUCCCUUGGAUAUCAUUGCGUCAUGUCAGAAAGGCGACACAGAGGAGUAUCAUCGACAUCGAUAUGCAAUAGGACUUCCUGAGGGAGUGAAGGACCUCCCCCCUGGAGUGGCGCUACCACUUGAGUCAAAUCUCGUCUACAUGCAGGGCAUCAGCUUCAGCAAGGGCUGUUACAUUGGCCAGGAGCUCACAGCCAGGACUCAUCACACUGGCGUGGUUCGGAAACGCCUGAUGCCAGUACGCCUGUCAGCUCCAGUUCAAGACCUCGAGGAAGGAGCUGCGCUGCAGACAGAGUCGGGCAAGCCAGCUGGGAAGCACCGAGCGGGAGUCGGAGAGCUGGGUCUGAGCCUAAUCCGCAUCGCUCAUGCCAAAGAGGUACUGAUGCUCAAAUCUUCAGACGAUGCCACCGUGACACUUGAGGCCUCCGUGCCAGACUGGUGGCCUCAAGACGUGAAAAUCAACUGAAGAGGAUGUUUCACAGCUCCCUCAAAUGUGGCAUGCAUCACAUCUGACAAGACUUCUCAUUGACAGAACCCCCAAGUACAGUAUGCUUACACUGUCAUUGCUUAGCAGCUGUGUAGCACUAAUGCAUAUUUGUGAGUAUCUUUGUUUUGUUUGCAAUAAAAGACAGUGAUUUUUCCCAAAAUUGUAAAGCAUAAUUUACCACAGAAUUAUGCUGUAACAAAUCAAUUGCAGCAUUAAACGGGAUAAACCAACUGUGAAUGAUAUUGGUUCUUGUUGAAUAAAUAUGCACAACAGCGACACAAAAACUCAAA
Messenger RNA from Acanthopagrus latus (yellowfin seabream), 1622 nucleotides. RefSeq names its product iron-sulfur cluster assembly factor IBA57 (gene iba57). The transcript has 4 exons. Gene Ontology annotation, molecular function: protein binding. The coding region runs from base 1 to 1311 and encodes 436 amino acids. The record is from RefSeq and is a predicted model, not a curated record. Gene Ontology annotation, cellular component: mitochondrial matrix. NCBI's taxonomy places the organism in Eukaryota, Metazoa, Chordata, Actinopteri, Spariformes, Sparidae.